AUGGCUAUGGCAAUGACCACAACUAUGGCAACAACCAUAAAUAUGAUCACAAUUACAAUAAUCACUACAUGUGUAAUCAUGAUCACGACAAUAAAUAUUAUGGUAACGGUCACGGCAAUAGCCACAAUUACAACACAACAGCCUGGCAAUGACAAUGACUACAGCUACGAUCAUGUCAACACUUACAAUAAUAGCAAUACUUCGCUAUGGCAACAUUAA
Messenger RNA from Ambispora gerdemannii, 219 nucleotides. The record is from the annotation of a GenBank genome assembly. Lineage: Eukaryota; Fungi; Glomeromycota; Glomeromycetes; Archaeosporales; Ambisporaceae.